AUGGACUCUGUUAUUAUUCCCCUCCACUGGCCGCCGCAACUAGUGGGCAAGUUAAGCAAUGGCACAGCUUUGGCAGGUGCCUUAAUUCUCGCCGCUCUGUUACCAUUUGUUCUUAGUUGGAUCACUGCGGACCGUUCCAUACCUAAGCUCACUAGUUCAAAGUCUUGGUUCGCGAGUCGGCAGGAUUUUGCUACUCAUGGUGUUGAAAUCAUCGAGAAGGGGUUCAAUCAGGUCAAAAGCGGCGUAUUCCGGGUGACGGCUCUAGAUGGCUCUGAUUUAAUCCUUCUGGCACCUGAGCAUUGGUUAACGCUCUGCAAAAAGAAGGAUGACGAGGUUGCUCCCGCUCGUAAAGAGUUCUUUCUUUGUGAUCUGCACGGCGCGCCUUUUGAGGAGCCAUUUCUCUAUCGCUAUCUUCUCGCCCGUAUGCCUGGCUUUGACCGCCAUCUCGACGUAAUAUCGCAGGCACUAGAUGAGGGCAUCUCUAGUAUCCUUGAGAAGGGUUUUGACUAUUCAAAUGGCGCACGCAAGCAUGUCAUCAUUCAGCCACAAAUUUUACAUGUAUACUCACAUGUCAUAUGGCGAGUCAUUCUUGGCGAUAGUUUUACUCCCAAAGUCGUGGAUAUCUUCGAAAAGUACUCGGCGACACUGAUUCCUGUGAUGAAAGCGCUUAAGGCCCAGAGACCGAUGAUGGCUCGUAUCACUGCCGCUUUCUCUAGCGAAGUGCGCCAGGUCAAUAUGCAGCUGGAGCGAGCGACCGCCUUCUUUACCCCCAUUCUUCAGCAACAUUUCCAAGCUUUUGAGCAAAGCUCCGGUACUAGCUCGGCUAACAACGAAUGGUUCGAAGAGCUCAUUCGCAUGGCACCAGCAGAGAAGCGUCGUGACUACAAAUUUCUUACCAACAUUUUGAUUGGCUUUGCAUUUACUUUUGUAUUUUCUCCGGGGCCAUCAACGACGCAGGUUGUUUAUGAGUUUGUUUUCCGCCCUGAUUAUACUGACCUUGUGCUCCAAGAAGCGCGAGACGUCCUCGGGGAACAACUGGAAGAUUGGAGCUUUACGCGCGAAAGCCUUCGAAAGCUGUCCCUUUUGGAUAGCUUUUGCAAGGAAACCCACAAACAUCAUCCAACAGCAGCAUCCAACCUGAUGAAAAAGAUCCACAAGACACAAACGCUGUCUAAUGGCGUGGUUCUGCCCGCAGGAACCGUCUUCGAGGUGGUGAUGACAGCAGCCCAUCUGUCUAACCCCAGCUUCAAGGACCCCGCCGAGUGGAAUGGACGGCGCUACCACGACUUGCGGCAGCAAGCAUCGUCAGCGACAGGCGCCAGUAAAUACGACUGGGGUGCCGCGACGCGAGACGAUGUCAACUUCGGAUACGCGUCUCACAUGUGUCCUGGUCGCUGGGCUGGGUGCUCCAUUGCCAAGAUGUUUCUAAUCAAGCUGCUGUCGCGCUAUGAAAUUUGCCCCGAAAAUGGAGAGACUGAGAGAUACAGAGACUUCCAUUCGGGGCAGUACGUACGUCAUGCCCUCAAGACGUGCAUUUCUUUGGCCUUUAUUUACACAGGAAUCGUCUUAAACACUGCUCUUACUGACUUGCGCAACUGA
Molecule: messenger RNA, 1599 nt
Organism: Colletotrichum truncatum
Lineage: Eukaryota; Fungi; Ascomycota; Sordariomycetes; Glomerellales; Glomerellaceae
Product: cytochrome p450
Molecular function (GO): monooxygenase activity; oxidoreductase activity, acting on paired donors, with incorporation or reduction of molecular oxygen; iron ion binding
Source: RefSeq, a predicted model, not a curated record